Seminavis robusta is the source of this 846-nucleotide messenger RNA. Lineage: Eukaryota; Bacillariophyta; Bacillariophyceae; Naviculales; Naviculaceae. The record is from the annotation of a GenBank genome assembly.
AUGACGGAAGAAGAAGCCACCACAGGCCCCAUUACGGCGGAUGGGGACAUGCCCCAAAAGAAAUUCUAUCGUCAACGAGCCCACUGCAAUCCGUUGGCGCACAAUGAUUCCUUUCAAUAUCCACAUACCGUGGAAGACACAUCGUGGCUGGCCCAACACUAUCCGCACAAUCGCCGCCCGACCGUGUUGGAUUGCGGAUGUGGAUUUGGUGGAUUGACCGUGGCAUUGGCGAAAGCGUUACCCGAAGAAGUCAUUAUGGGCAUGGAGAUUCGCGCCAAAGUGACCGAAUACGUUCGUUUGCGGAUUGCGGCACUGCGAUCGGAAAGUUCUACUGGCAGUAGUUGUUACGACAAUGCCAGUGUCAUGAGGACCAAUUCGAUGAAAUUCUUGCCCAACUUUUUCCCACGGGGAUCGAUCCAGAAACUCUUUUUCUGUUUUCCCGAUCCUCAUUUCAAACGCAAGAAUCACGGUCGACGCAUUGUAUCGGAACGACUCUUGACGGAAUACGCCUUUUUGUUGGUGCCGGGACAAGGACGACUCUACUGUAUUACCGAUGUGCAAGAAUUGCAUCAAUGGCACGUCCAAAAAUGCAAUGCUCAUCCACUCUUUCGGCGGUUAAAGGAAGAGGAAAUCAAAGAUGAUCCCUGUGUCGAAUUGAUGAAGAAUGAAACCGAAGAAGGCAAGAAAGUGACCAAGUUGGGGGGCGACAACAAAAAGGGAGAAAAAUAUUACUGUGUGUACCAGAGAAUUUUGGAUGCGGAAAUACCACCCGUGCAAGCCGACAAUUUCUUUGCUAUUGAGGAAGAUGAAAAUGAAAGCAACAACAACAAUGAAAGUCAAGAGUGA